Brienomyrus brachyistius is the source of this 2149-nucleotide messenger RNA. It is a transcript of the gene naa40, whose product is annotated as N-alpha-acetyltransferase 40, NatD catalytic subunit. Lineage: Eukaryota; Metazoa; Chordata; Actinopteri; Osteoglossiformes; Mormyridae. Gene Ontology annotation, cellular component: nucleus. The transcript has 8 exons. The record is from RefSeq and is a predicted model, not a curated record. Gene Ontology annotation, molecular function: histone H2A acetyltransferase activity; histone H4 acetyltransferase activity; protein N-terminal-serine acetyltransferase activity. Bases 385 to 1101 code for a protein of 238 amino acids.
UGACCCCUAAAGCUCAUGACGUAAUUUCCCCAAGACUGUAGAGGGAAAGAGGAAACGGCAUUUCUCUCGUGUUAAUUUUGCAGAGAGCCAGAAAGGGAAAAAAGAAAGAAAGAAGGAGAAGCAAAGAAAGAGAGAAAAAUAGAUCAGGGGCGAUUUAGGUCCUAACUCCCGUCGCCAGAUCGGAGGACCAAAAAAAACGGGAAUAUUGAUAUCGAUCUUUUAGCGAUCUAGCCGGCUGGCUAACUUCUACAUUUAUUUCUCAUUAGUCGGCUAGCUGGGUGUUUUAUCAGUGGACGUUUCUUAUAAAAGUCCCACACGGAGAACAGUUAUUUGGUAAAAGCGCUGUAUCUAGUUGCACGGAGAAGGUCGCUUUAAUACAACAAUAUGGGGAGAAAGUCGAAUCGAGCAAAAGAGAAGAAGCAGAGGCGGCUGGAGGAGCGUGCCGCGAUGGACGCCGUCUGCGCCAAAGUAGAGGCUGCCAACAAGCUGGAAGAUCCUCUGACUGCUUUUCCCGUAUUCAAGAAGUACGACAGAAACGGACUGAAUCUACAGAUAGAAUGCAAGCGCGUCUCUGCCUUGGCCCCUAGCGCUGUGGAAUGGGCCUAUCAGCUCACCAGGGCCAACAUGCAAAGCCUCUACGAGCAGAGCGAAUGGGGAUGGAAGGAGCGGGAGAAGAAGGAGGAGAUGAAGGACGAGAGGGCGUGGUACCUGUUGGCGCGCGACGCCGACUCCACCCCCGUGGCGUUUUCCCAUUUCCGGUUCGACGUGGAGUGCGGCGAGGAAGUGCUGUACUGUUAUGAAGUGCAGCUGGAGAGCCGCGUCAGAAGAAAAGGACUUGGCAAGUUCCUGAUCCAGAUCUUACAGCUAAUCGCCAACAGCACACAGAUGAGGAAGGUGAUGUUGACGGUCUUCAAACACAAUCACGGUGCAUAUCAGUUCUUCAGGGAAGCCUUACAGUUUGAGAUUGAUGAGACCUCGCCCAGCAUGUCCGGUUGCUGCGGAGACGACUGUUCCUAUGAGAUUCUGAGCCGACGGACGAAAUACGGGGAGGUCGGGGGUCACAGCCACAGUGGGGGCCACUGCGGGGGGUGCUGCCACUGAAGUAAUAGGGGUUCGGGAGAGUUCCUGUUUCUUUUAAGGAUUUGAAAACUGCCCCCUACCCCACUUGGAACCAGGAACCCGUUUAAAGAGAUCUCCCAACAUUUAUAUGAACUAGGUCUCCACACAGUCCGUGAUAGUGUAGUAUUUGAAGACGCCACAAAGCCGCUGUGUCACUAUUCCCAAAGAAAAGCUCUGUUGGAAUUCAGGGGCAUGUCAGAGUCUAGCGAUAUAAUAUAUUCGAAAUAAACAAAUUGUACAGAAAUACAGUUGCCCCAAUUUUUUUCAAAUGGGACAACGUUCUUGUACAUAAGACUGUCCUCGAGAUUUUUUUUCUUUUUAAAUUGCAUUUUGCGAACACACAGGGCCCACACUUGUCAUUUUGCUUAUGACAAAUUUAAAACUGGAAGUGCAUUAAACUUCAGGGCUGGAAUUUGCAGUUACUGCAUUUUGCAGUCCAUUCGGAUUAUGAAGCACUUGAGGGUAAAUAUGAUUGAAAGGGUAACUAUGGUUACGUAACUUUAGAAUCGCCGAUGUUCCUGAUGUUCUGUUAUUUUGCCAGUUUUACUACUAUAAAUAUUUAUCUCUCAGGUUACGAAAAUGGACUGUGUCAGUCUCUCAGUGUUUUUCCCAGUGGGGGGGGGGGGGUGGUUAGAUGUUUUGUGGAUUUCAAACUGAGGGUUGGAAAAGUGAGGGUUUGGCUCUAUCUUACUUUAUGGAGAUUAAAAGCUGUCGUCCUUCUCCUUUGAUUAUUUUUUUUGGGUUAUUAUAUGAUGAUGUUGCUAUCCCAUGGUCAUCCUUGAUCCCCCACCAUAUUAUAUACCUCCUUUGGGUAUUUUUUUUUUUUUGGGGGGGGAGGGGGAUGGGGGGGUCACUGAUAUUAAGUGAAAUAUUUCCUGCAGACAAAUUAGCAUUGAACGUGUGAGGUGUAAGAGAUAAUUAAUGCAGUCCUGUGCUUUUUAGUUUUGUGUAAAAAGGGAAACGGUAACAUUUCUGCCUUGUUAGUGUUUUUAUUUGUAUGUUAUAAAUAAAAGGAAGCCUGUUUGGCUGA